CUUUGCCCCUCGUGUGGAUAAAAUGUAACUUUCUCAUUUAUUUUUGAACAAUUAAGAGUAGCUUUACCAUUGGUGUGGUAUAAAUAAUAAAAUUACUUAGAUCAUUUUCGCGUUGCCUACUCUAGUCAAAAUUGAGCGAAUGGAAAACUUAUUACGUCGCAACUGAACGUAACAUUUCCAGGUAAAAGGAGAUCGUCAACUAAAGAAAGUAAACAUACCCUUGAAAAAAUGUCAUAUAAAAUUAGAAAAGCAACGUAAGCAGAUAUUCAAAAUUGAAAAGAGCGAUUCGCUAGGAAAACUCCAGCUAACCUGUUAAUGACCUGUUGUUUUAUCGCAAAAUUGGGGUAAAAUCUUAGGGGGCCUCAGUUCUCUGCAUUAGUAAAUACCGGGGUUUGAAAAUCGAUGGGGGGGAGGGGAGCCGCGCGCGUGCGUUGAGACGCGCGGCGUCGCGUGUUGCCGUCGGGCCGCCGCCGCCGCCGCACGCCGGUAACAGGUCCGACUUGUUGCGAAGUCUGGCCCACCUGUUAACUGAUGGAGGCCCCGUGAACCCUGAGCGUGGGCCGCGAUGCCGCGCUGUUACAUGGUGAAGAAGAGCAACCAGCGCCAUGACGGACCUCCCCCGUGCAGCCCCACCGAGGCCACCGUAGCGCCGCCGUGCUACAGCCCGGCCGAGGACCCCGCGCUCACUGAGCCUCGCACCGCCGAGUAUGCGGAGCUGGGCAGCGGGCCGGUGCAGGAGCGCACGGCGGCCGACACCGAGGCCGCGCACGAGCUGCUCUCCCUCGCGCAGAGCGUGCCGCCGCUGCCGCCACUCCCGCCGCCGCUGCCUCCCGCCGUGGUCACCGUUAUCGAGCCCACCCCCGCACCGCUCCUUCCACUAUACACGUACACCAUACAACCCACUAACAUAUACAUCAUCGCCGAAGAACCACCGCUCCCCGUCUACACGACUGUUCAAGCCGUAGCGCCGUUUGAGUUCACUGGCAUCGAACCGCAACUCAACUACAUAACUUACCAGCCGCCACCUUGCGAACCACCACCUCCACCUCCUCCUCCGCCACCGCCACCGCCGGAACCAGAAGAAGAUCGUCCACCGACCCCUCCGCCAAAGGGGCGAGCGAAAUACGACUGCGAUGAAUGUGGUAAGCGAUAUGCGACUUCUUCCAACCUGUCGCGACAUAAGCAGACGCACCGCAGUCUUGACUCGAUGCUGGCGAAGCGAUGCAACGAGUGCGGGAAGGCCUACGUGUCGAUGCCUGCCCUGGCUAUGCAUGUGCUGACGCACCGAAUGGGACACGAGUGCAGCGUGUGUGGCAAACAGUUCUCACGACCGUGGCUACUCCGCGGGCACUUACGUUCUCACACCGGAGAGAAGCCGUAUCGCUGCGCGUCCUGCGGCAAGGCGUUCGCGGACCGAUCCAACCUGCGGGCGCACCUGCAGACGCACUCCUCCGACAAGCAGUACCAGUGCUGCCGCUGCCGGCGCUAUUUCGCGCUCAAGAGCUAUCUCAACAAGCACCUGGAGACGUCCUGCCUCCCUCGCGGGGAAGGUCCCUGAGCGAGAGACGCGAUUUAUGCAACGAAAGUUUCUCUAUGAACUUCUUUACACCUUUGUAUUCAAAAUUAAAGUAGCGGCUCGUAGUUUCGACGGCGUCGAAAGAAAAAUAAGCAAUAAUAACGUACCUAAUAACGAUAGGGCUCUUUCCAUAAUUCUAAAUUUAAAAAGUAUAUAUAUAUAUUUUUCAAUUAUUAGUCCCGAGUCGGAAUCGUGUCAAUUUAUGGCAAGAGCCUAUAUGUUACAGUAGUGUAAUAUUUACACGUUAAUGUAUAGUUAAGUUAGCGUCGCAUGGGUGGUGUGACACUUAGAUAGUAGUUACGGUGAUACGUAGAGACUUAAUGAAACCGUCGAGCUGUGGUACUAAGAGAGCAAUAAAGUAAAGAGCGUAGAGUGCCAGUGAUAGGCGAUAGGCGACGCACGAGUAGCGUGCGAGGCGUAGCGAGUAGCUUAGCGAGUAGCGGCCCGAGAGGACCAAACUGUUGCUCGGGCGCUGCCGCCAACCGCACCCGCGCCCGCGUCUGCACCCGCCCCGCCCGCGCCCGUCACCUCCCCGCUGACGCUCGCGACCUCAAGCAAGGCUGGUGGCGUGUUCGGGACCGCGGACGCGGCCGCUGCGAGCGAACGCCGCUUUGACUUAACCGUGGACAUCACACUUCAAACACAUUGUUUUGCAACUUGCUCUUACACUGCUCACUCAGUCUUAAUAAACUUUGCAAGGUUAGGAGUAUAUAGGGAUAAACACGACCAAUUUUAAAGGUAUAAAAACACGUACCUGUAAGUCCAGCGUUUAGUAGUCGGCGCACGGCUAUUAGAACUCGCUCGCUUCAACCACCAGUUGCAACUCCAUUUGGCUUGCAGAAUGCUCUGAAUGUGCAUGAAAUGAAAAGCGCUCACCAUUAUAGUACUCUCAUUGAUUUCUCGUUUAAAAUUAACCGAUAUGAAAAUGUAUCGGUUAAUAAAAAUGUACACCACAAUAUUACCUCUUUGUAAAUUCCAGAAUGUAAAUAUUGGACAUAAAAGCAGCUUAAAUUAUUAAAUGUGUUGUAAAAUGUCGCUCAUAUUUUGGUGCGGUUAAAGCGAGCGCUCCGUCAGGGAUGCGGGUCGUGUCUAAAAUGCCGUGAGAAUCGCAAAGAAAAUAUAAGACGACUUUGCUGUUAUGAAGUCUAAUGUUUAUGAUCGGAUACGAUGCAGUCGUAGGGUGAGACAAUUCUCACAUCGUCUAUAGGGAAACGUCACAAACCUCGAACCUCGGUACCAUUUAAGUUUAAAACACUUUCAUGCAUUCAAGUUUUAUUUCAGGAGACAAGUGCAUGCUGUUGGUACUUGGUACGUAAUGCAUGCGUUUUUCCAAAUUGCAGAUCGACGUAUGUACAGGUAAACUAAGACGAGUUUUGAAAUGCGGGUUUUGAAAGAAAAGUAUUUUUAUAGAAAAUUGAAAUUUUACGUGAAUAUUGAAUAUUUCACAUUGUCAUUCCUUUGGCAUUUGUUAGGCUUAAGUAUACAAUAUGUUAAAUACUAGCACAUUUGCAGGCACUCGCGUGUUGUAAGCACCCACAGUCAGCAGAGACGAUUAUUAAAUCCCCAUUUUCGAUAUGACAAUAUACAUACAAGACGGACAACAAUAUAUUAUGAACACAUUACAUAACCGUUCAUAAAGCAUAGUUCAUAUAGAAUUGGUACGCACUAGAAAAUUGUUAUUUUUUAAAGUUAAUAGAAUAAGAAAGUUAUGAAUGGUGAAUUUUAAAUACUAAUACUAAUGUAGCUUUCAAAAAUGUAUAAAUUAAAAAAAAAACUGUUUUAUGUAAGUAAUUACGAACUGUUUUCAUAAUGGACCCCCGUCAUUUUCUGCACAACACUUUUGUCGACAUUUUUGGCGUGUUGAUUUCUUGUAGAUCGCAAUGAAUUGAUACCCUGGACAAUUUGACUAGUCAUGUUUAAUUUUUUUUUUCAUGAUUGCCCAGUAGUUUCUGAUAGAUUAAAAUUGGGGAUAAUUCGAAGGAUUCAUCUCGCGGGGUAUGUAAUUGGCCUGAUUAUUAGCAUACUUUUUUUUGAGUAGUGGCAGCUGGCUAAAUCUGGCCAACACUUCACAGGACCGUUAUGGGUUCUGAUAAAUGGCAAUACUCAUUUGUCUAAGCACUCUUUAAUAUAAAGGUCCGACUUCAUUGUUGACUAUGUUAUAAAACGUUUCGUCUUACAGACGCAAUUAUAAAUUCCUUGCCAUAUCGUAUGUUUUUUUGCGAACUUGUCAAGUUUCACGAACUUAUAUUUUUCGGGUAAAUUACCUCUAUUAUUGGCCAUAUAAAACUUCGAACCGAGUAGUUGAUUAAAAUCGAGUUUUACAUACGUCUUUUCAUCCAACAACAAGCAAACUU
Molecule: messenger RNA, 3930 nt
Organism: Cydia pomonella (codling moth)
Lineage: Eukaryota; Metazoa; Arthropoda; Insecta; Lepidoptera; Tortricidae
Product: zinc finger protein SNAI2-like
Exons: 3
Coding region: 566-1558 (330 amino acids)
Biological process (GO): regulation of transcription by RNA polymerase II
Cellular component (GO): nucleus
Molecular function (GO): RNA polymerase II transcription regulatory region sequence-specific DNA binding; DNA-binding transcription factor activity, RNA polymerase II-specific
Source: RefSeq, a predicted model, not a curated record